This is a messenger RNA of Capronia epimyces CBS 606.96, 1653 nucleotides long. RefSeq lists its product as uncharacterized. The coding region runs from base 1 to 1653 and encodes 550 amino acids. NCBI's taxonomy places the organism in Eukaryota, Fungi, Ascomycota, Eurotiomycetes, Chaetothyriales, Herpotrichiellaceae. The record is from RefSeq and is a predicted model, not a curated record. The transcript is spliced from 2 exons.
AUGCAACGAUUCCGCCGGGGUCGCGACGAGCGGCUCGUGUAUCAUGCUGAACUGGCCAGCUCCACAUCCCACUCAGACUCAAGCUCAGGCUCGACACAGCUGCAGCCGCAGUUUCUGGCCCUCCGUUGGAGGAGCCUGGGAAAGUAUGGGAAUGGCCAGCCGAUGCAGAGCCUCGACGUGUGCUAUGGCGACGGCAGUCAGAAACAGAUCGCGUAUACGCUGCUGAAGGAUACACCGAACCGGCCACGCUCCGGCCGAUCCGCAUCAUCGGCUCGGCAGCCUCACAUCGACCAGAUCGCAGCUUGGAUGAAACUCUGCGAGACCACGCAUCAAACCUGCCAGGCGAACAUUGCCCGACAAACCGCCCACCUUGCUCACCCUGCACGGCUCCUCGAUCUUCGACCCGACGACGUGUCUCCUGGCAACGUUCGUCUCAUACCGUAUGCCGGUGACGAAGCGCGGUCCAAUUUCACUUUCAGGUAUGCUGCAUUAAGCUACAGAUGGGGUUCGCGACCUCAUCACUCGACGAUCACCGUAUCCAACAUCUCUGAUCGCAUGACCGAGAUCACCGUCGAUGAAGCCUUUCCCAAGACUUUCCGCGACUCAAUUUCCCUGUGCCGGGACAUGGCUAUCCGCUAUUUGUGGAUCGACGCCCUCUGCAUCAUUCAGCCCACGCUCUCCGACGACACCGAUUGGCAAGAACAAAGUGCCAUCAUGGGUUACAUCUAUGCCAACGCAGCCAUUACCAUCGCCGCCUCCGGUGCAGAAAGUUUCGAGGUCGGACUCUACCCGCCCAAGGGCCCAUUCGAGCUCGCUCCUCCAUCAUGUGCUCUUUUCCCGUCCGACCAGACGGAGCUGGGCUUGUAUCUGCAAGUCGAGGCGCCGGAUUGGGUGGCCUCCGUUGCAGAGAGCCCGCUGCAAACCCGGGCUUGGGUGCUUCAGGAGAGAAUCAUGUCCACGAGACUGAUCCAUUGUUCGCAGCAUGCCAUCUUCUGGGAAUGCGCUGAAUUACGUGCAUCUGAGUUUGAGCCAGACGGCACGGGAGUUGGGGGCCUCCUAGGGUGUUCGUCGAUGAUCCCAACUACAUCGGGGACCGGUAACGAGGCCGAAAUAAGAGAGAGCCUCAUGCAUGCUUGGGGAUCGAUCGUGUCGGAUUAUAGCCCGCGCCAUCUCAGCGUGGACGCGGAUCAUCUGCCCGCCAUCUCUGCUAUUGCCCAACAGGUGGCGGACAUGGUCGGCGAGAAGUAUAUUGCUGGCUUAUGGGAAGAAGAUCUUCUCAUCGAGCUGCUCUGGCUGGGAAUCCAUAAAAACCCCUCUCACCGUCGGAGGGCCGUGGAGGUGGAGCCAUCUAAACGGGGUCGGAUGUCGGGAGAUUCGCCGCUGUCGGCCAGUCAAUCCGUUGGUGAUGAUCCGGCUUGUUUCGUGGCACCGUCGUGGUGCUGGGCAUCUGUGAUGGGUUGGGUCAGACCGGGAUCUCUUGGUCCACAUCAAUGUCCAGCGGCAGAUAUCGUGCGGGUAUCAGUGAAACCGCAGUUUCAAGGCAAUGCAUUUGGCCGGGCGGCCGCUGGAGGGUAUUUGGAGUUGAGCGCACGCCUCCGACACAAUGUACGGCUUCAGGAGCUGGAGACAACGGAAGAGCAGCCCCCUCGAUAA